Messenger RNA from Columba livia (rock pigeon), 1751 nucleotides. It is a transcript of the gene AAAS, whose product is annotated as aladin WD repeat nucleoporin. Bases 88 to 1635 code for a protein of 515 amino acids. Lineage: Eukaryota; Metazoa; Chordata; Aves; Columbiformes; Columbidae. The transcript is spliced from 17 exons. The record is from RefSeq and is a predicted model, not a curated record. Gene Ontology annotation, cellular component: nuclear pore. Gene Ontology annotation, biological process: nucleocytoplasmic transport. Gene Ontology annotation, molecular function: protein binding.
GGCGGCGUGGGGGCGCGGGCUGGUGAGCGGGGGGUACAUGGUGGGGCUGGGGAGGCAGCGGGGGUCGUGCCGAGGAGCUGCGGCGCCAUGUGUUCCUUAGCGCUGUUCCCCCCCCCGCCGCCCCCCGGCGACAUCACCCUCUACGAGUUCAACAACGCGUUGGUUUGCGGCCGCACCUCGGAGCUCCCGCUGCCCUUCCAGAACCAGGUGGCCGAGCUGCCUGUGCCCACCCUGCCCAGGGAGACCCUCAAGGCUCCCGGCCGCCUGGAGCCCAGCGCCCGCCCGGCCUUCAUCCACCACCGCGAGGCCCUAUGGAAACGCUGCCUCAGUGCAUGGCGGGACGUGGGGCUGUGUGGGCUGCUCGCAGAGGUGGCUGCUGCCGAGGACGAGGGGCCGCAGUGGCUGAACGCGACCUCGCAGUUCCUGCUGGCCCUGUGCCGCUGGCUUUCCUCGCUGCACGGCUCCUUCUUCCCACACCUCUCCCUCAGCACUGAGGACAUGAUCGCGACGUUCUCCCAGGCUGUGGAUUGGGCCGGCUGCACAAUCCGUGCCUUCGCCUGGCACCCCCACACCAGCAAGUUCGCUGCGGCUCUUCUGGACGACUCCAUUCGGGUCUAUAACUCCAGCAGCGUCACCGUCCCCUCGCUGAAGCACCGGCUGCAGCGGAACGUGGCGGCCGUGGCCUGGAAGCCGCUCUGCGCCUCCAUCCUGGCCGUCGCCUGCCAGAGCUGCGUCCUGCUGUGGCACUUGGACCCCACCUCCCUCUCCACCAGACCCUCGUCCGGCUGUGCCCAGGUGUUGUCCUACCCCGGUCACAGCCCUGUCACCAGCCUGGCCUGGGCUCCUGGGGGGCAGCUGCUGCUCUCGGCAUCCCCUGCUGAUACGGCCAUGCUGGUGUGGGACGUCUCCACCGAAAGCUGCGUCCAGCUGCCGUGGUUCGGGGGUGGUGGUGUCACCUACUUGUCCUGGUCACCAGAUGGCAGCAAGGUCCUGGCGGCCACCCCCUCGGCCGUGUUCAGAGUGUGGGAGGCUCAGACGUGGACGUGCGAGCGCUGGCCCACGAUCACGGGACGCUGCCAGACAGGGUGCUGGAGCCCCGACGGCAGCCGCCUGCUCUUCUCAGUGCUGGGGGAAUCUGUCAUCUACUCCCUGUCCUUCUCAGAGCCCCGGGGGGAGAUGCAGGGGCAAGUGGGAGGCUCCAAAACAGCCUCUGUGGUGGCAGAUCUGUCCGAAACCACCUUCGAGACGCUCUACGGGGAGGAGAGGAUCGGAGGAGAAAUCCACUCCAUGGCGUGGGAUCCCACUGGGGAGAGAUUAGCGGUGAUCGUCAGAGGACAGCGCGACGCCCCCGGCAGCCAGACGGUCGUCGCCGUGUUUCGCACCCGCAACAGCCCCGUGUUCGAGCUCCUGCCCUGCGGGUUCCUGCGCGGCGAGCGGGACGCGCAGCCCCAGCUCGUGGCCUUCCAGCCGUGCUUCGGGAAGGGCGCCCUCCUGACCGUGUGCUGGUCCACAGGGAAGAUCAGCCACGUCCCCUUCUUCUUCGUCAGCGGCCGCGUCCCCCGCGCCAGCCCCGGCCGCAGCCCCGCGGUGCCCGUGGCCGCCGGGCGGGAGCAGCCGCUCUUCUCGGAGCUCUGACCCCACCGCCCCCUUCCUCCUCCUCCUCCUCCUCCUCCCGGGACACGUGUGGCCUCAGGCGGCUCCGGCACCUCCGUGGGGGUUCGCUGGGUGGAUUAAAUCUGGGUCCUUUUCUC